Messenger RNA from Marchantia polymorpha subsp. ruderalis, 1044 nucleotides. The record is from the annotation of a GenBank genome assembly. Lineage: Eukaryota; Viridiplantae; Streptophyta; Marchantiopsida; Marchantiales; Marchantiaceae.
CGUGGUUUCGCAGUCGCUGGCGACUGCACCACUCGCCAUGCCUUCCGACAGUGUGCCGAUUCCUACUCUCUCAUCUCCUGUAACUUUUUCGGAGUUCUGAGGCGUUCGCAUCUUCUCCAGCAUUUCCAAUUCCAGGGCUUGGCUGAUUCCUUCGCCCGUACGCGAUGGUGCUGAAGACGGAAUUGUGCCGCUUUAGCGGUGCGAAAAUAUAUCCUGGGAGGGGUAUCAGAUUCAUCAGAAGUGAUUCGCAGGUAUUUCUCUUCGUGAAUUCGAAGUGCAAGCGGUACUUCCACAAUCGUCUCAAACCAGCGAAGCUUACAUGGACUUCUCUUUUCAGGAAGCAGCACAAGAAGGAUCUCACGUCCGAAACCAUUAAGAAGAAGAGAAGAACUUCUAGCAAGCCCUACUCCAGGUCUAUUGUGGGCGCUUCGUUGGAGGUCAUUCAGAAGAAGCGAACCGAGAAGACUGAAGUGCGUGCCGCUGCUCGUGAAGCUGCUCUCCGUGAAAUCAAGGAGAGAAUGAAGAAGGCCAAAGACGAGAUUAAGGCAAGGAAAGCAGAAGCUGUUGCUAAAUUGUCGAAGGGAAGUAGCAAACCCGCAGCCCUGAGGUCUGCAGCUCCUAAAGCUAAGACUGCUGGCGCUGGUGGCAAGCGGUGAAACUUCCGCUUCAAGCUUCAAGGGAAGAACGACUACUCAUUUUUUGAUAGCUCGAGAGAAAGGAAUAAGGGAGAAGCGAGAGUAUGGACGCAGAGAUUCGUCCUUUGCAUAAGAGCGUCGCGAGCCUGUCAAGUUUAAAGAUUCACCUCUAGAGCUGACACCGAAAUCAAUGCCAGGAUUGGGCAGGAUGCAUAAUGGGAUAGCAGAGCGUUAUUUAUUUUCGUCAUCGGUACUUGACAGGUCGCUGUGCGUGCACGUUGAGUUGACGAAAAUAGAGAUGUAUGUAAGCUUUCUCUUACAAAGAUUUGGGGCUGAGCGCUUUUUAUGCUUACAAUUGAGAAUAUUAUGUAAUGUAUACUUGUUUGUACACACUUUCGACAAUUUUUGC